GAUCAUGUUCAGAUUCAGUAACUCAGAGCCAAGACACCAUGCACUGCUCACUUCACUUUGCACUAUAAAUCCAACCUCACGCCUUCAAUUUUCUUAAGCACACACAUUAAUCUCUUAAUUCCCAGUUUCAAUCACCAACAAACUCUCUCAAAAUGCCAGUUGCCCUUAGCAUGAAGAAGCAUUUGCUAACCCUUAUUCUGAUAGGAAUUAUAGCUGGGGCUUUUCCAAGAUACGGUAUUGAGGCUCAAUCAAUUUGUGGUUGUCGCCCAGAUGAAUGCUGUAACCCAUGGAGCUACUGUGGCACUACCGACGAGUACUGUGGCGAUGGAUGUCAAUGGGGCCCUUGUUAUCAGUCCCCUGAACUCAACGAUGUCUCAGUGUCUGAUGUUGUGACAUUGGAGUUCUUCGAUGGGAUAAUUAGCCAAGCUGAUGCGAGUUGUGCUGGAAAGAACUUUUACUCACGAGCAGCCUUUCUUGAAGCUCUCGGUUCAUAUAAUCAAUUUGGAAGGAUUGGUUCCACCAAUGACUCUAUGCGUGAGAUUGCUGCUUUCUUUGGCCAUGUAACUCACGAGACUGGGCAUUUUUGCUAUCUAGAGGAGAUAGAUGGUCCCUCGAAGAACUACUGCGACGACCGUUUCGAAGAAUAUCCAUGCAAUCUAAAUAAAAGUUACCAUGGACGUGGACCACUUCAACUGUCAUGGAAUCUCAACUACGGAGCAUCAGGAAAUAAUAUUGGAUUCGACGGGUUAAACUUUCCUGAAACUGUGAUAAAUGAUCCGGUUAUUUCGUUUAAGACCGCCUUGUGGUAUUGGAUGAACUAUGCUCACCCAUAUAUGGACUUAGGAUUUGGGGUAACAAUUGCAAGCAUGAAAGGUGGACAUGAAUGUUUUGAUGAAAACCCCGAAGCAGUUCAGAAACGUGUCGAGUAUUAUACUGAAUAUUGUAAACAAUUAGGUGUUGAUCCUGGCGAUGAUCUCACUUGCUAGCGAACUGGCCUUACGCACAUGCAGUCAGUCGACUAGCUAGCUGCCCUUGUAAUAUAUUGUCUCAAAGGAAAUAAAGCGUACUAUAAUUAAGUGUGAAUAUCCCAAAUUAAUCAGCUUGAAUGCAUGCCUUUAGUGCCGUUGCCUUCCU
Molecule: messenger RNA, 1134 nt
Organism: Carya illinoinensis
Lineage: Eukaryota; Viridiplantae; Streptophyta; Magnoliopsida; Fagales; Juglandaceae
Product: endochitinase EP3-like
Exons: 2
Coding region: 153-986 (277 amino acids)
Biological process (GO): carbohydrate metabolic process; chitin catabolic process; cell wall macromolecule catabolic process
Molecular function (GO): chitin binding; chitinase activity
Source: RefSeq, a predicted model, not a curated record